AUCAACUUCUUCUGGCUCCAUCAUCCCAUUCGCAGAAGAAACAACAGGAAAACGUUUGCACUCAAGACAGUACUCACGCACAUUUCUUGACAUGGACUCCUCCGUUUGACAGAGAAUGGCGACUCCUCGUUUCGCACUCCGCUGAAUGCGCGCCUCCUCUGCGUACAAACCUUCCUCCCGCUCCUCCCUGCUCCCUAUUUCGAAGUCGCUGUGCUGUUCGUCAUGGCGACUACCAAACCCCCCUACGACCCAGUAAAGACGGUCGAGGGCAUGUUUAUGGGCUCAGUGACCCGCAUUGCCUACGCCGUGAAAGAUCCCUUGAACUACGCGCAGUCCACAAAAGCGGUGCUCGCCGAAACCGCCAAAAAGUUCCAGGACGCCUUGGAUGACUGCGAGGUCCAGAUCCUCGAAGCGAAAUGGUACCUCGAACGCCAAUUGGCCUUGAACAAGACCCGACGUGAGACAAAAGCAAGAGAAGACAGUGCAGCAAGCGCGAAAAGGAAACGCGACGAGUCCAAGGAAGCACAAGAGACGGCGCAAAUCGCGGACGGCGAAAAUGCUCCCAAGCGCGUCAAGACACAAGAGCCUGAGAGUCCGGUGCAGCCGCAGCCAAAGGCCCAACAGCCUUCUCCAGCGCAGAAGCCAGCUCCUCCGCCGACGGUCGCGGCAAAUACCAAUGCGGCGCAUUCCCUUGCUGGGUCAGCAGAGAAGAACCCCACACCGAAACCGCCAGAUAAACCCAAAGUCUCCGUGACUACAGAUAUCAAGUCAUCGCAACCAGCUGUCGUACCAGCUUCUAGGCCUCAGGAGAAGCCACCCGAGACAGCGCAGCCACCCGAGAGUACAAUGACACAGACAACCACGGAGGAGUUUCCCAAGCCGACUCCGCAAGACACUCCAGCCGAGGCCAACGAGGCUUUCAACUUUGAAUCCAUGUUUGGAGAACCAUCAGCAGACAUGAUGGACGGGUCCAACAACGACAUGAAUUUCGACCUUGACAAUCUCGGUGACGGAUUUGGAGCUGACCCUUCGAAUCUCAACAUGCAACACGACGCUUCUCUGAGCUCUCUUCUGCCCGGCCUCGAAUCAUACGCAAACCAGGCCGGCGCUGAUGCGAAUUUUGGCAUGCCUGGGUCUACAGUAAACGGACUACCUCCCACUAACGCGACCUUCUCAAGUGGUAUUGGAGGAUCGAUGGGCGCCGACAAUAACAUUAACAACACCCAAUUUCAACACCAGCAGCCAGCCAAUGUCAGUGUUAAUGACUUUGGCUUACCAGCCUUGGGUCCUAAUGAGUUCGACGAUUUCCUGAAUGCCAACGCCAUGAACUUUGACGAGAAUGUCGCGCUAGGCAAUGACAAUAUAAACAAUUUGGAUAACAUGGAGAACAUGGAAUUCGAUUUUGAAAGCAUGUUCAAAUGAGGAAAGCUGUCGCAUUUAAGCGGGACUCGGACCUGAAAUCGUACCGAAACAAAACUUAUGGGUACUUGAGAUGGCUAUGUCAAUGGGCUUCUAAGUCGUGGUUUCUCGCUGCCUGGGUUAAAGGUGGGCAUCUGUACAACAUGCUGGUUUGAUGACUGCGCGCCUCUCUUCCGAAGGCGCAGGUGUGGAUCUGCCGUAUCAGUGAAGGGAACCUGGUGUUUUUUGUCUGCUUGGUGUUACAAGAGAGCUUCAGAGCUGCGGUUCGUCGACUAUGCGACUCGGGCUGUACCUUGGAUGCGACUAUUGAUGGUCCUGAUGCUGCCUUGACCUUGAGCGACCGGGUUAUGGCUAUGGCUGUAACCGUCAUGCUUUUUAGUAUUCUUCAAAGAUACCCAGGAUAGGGCUUGUUUAAGUCAGGAGUUUGAUAGCGGUGCAAGGAAGAAGCAACGGAGUAGUCAUGCACCUAAACCAGUUCAGAUUCAGAAAUUCGCCUCUGAUCAUCAUUAUGAAGGUGAUACAAACGCA
Cladophialophora immunda is the source of this 1947-nucleotide messenger RNA. RefSeq lists its product as uncharacterized. Lineage: Eukaryota; Fungi; Ascomycota; Eurotiomycetes; Chaetothyriales; Herpotrichiellaceae. Bases 223 to 1422 code for a protein of 399 amino acids. The record is from RefSeq and is a predicted model, not a curated record. The transcript has a single exon.